This is a messenger RNA of Fopius arisanus, 2742 nucleotides long. RefSeq names its product lamin-C. NCBI's taxonomy places the organism in Eukaryota, Metazoa, Arthropoda, Insecta, Hymenoptera, Braconidae. The record is from RefSeq and is a predicted model, not a curated record. Gene Ontology annotation, cellular component: nuclear envelope; nuclear lamina. Gene Ontology annotation, biological process: nuclear envelope organization; protein localization to nuclear envelope; nuclear migration. Bases 263 to 2053 code for a protein of 596 amino acids. Gene Ontology annotation, molecular function: structural constituent of cytoskeleton. The transcript is spliced from 5 exons.
CGAUUGACUGCAGUAGUGGAAAAAUCGUCGUACCGUGUGGGACAAGAUUGAAACGCGGGUACAAGCGACAUACACAUGCACAUACAUUACACUGAGCGUUGAGUCUCACAUAAGAAGGCAGUGAGUGAAAAAGCAUCACAAAAUAUACAUAUCUGCCGGGACCGACGCCGAGUUAGCGUGAAUUUACGGUUAAUAAAUUGAUUGAAUUCAGUGGGACAUUCGUCUGCGUGUUAACUGUUUAUUUUGUGUUAAAAUAAUUGAAAUGUCGACGAAAUCGAGUAAAAAAACUGUAGCGGCGUCGUCGAGCGUUAGCUCGGUCCAGUCGCCUCAGCCAAGUACUUCGACGCCUAUAGGCCGGCGUCCAGGAAGUCCACUCAGCCCUACACGUUAUUCACGUCUACAGGAGAAACAGGAUUUACAGAAUCUCAAUGAUCGUCUUGCCUGUUACAUUGAAAAAGUACGUCACCUGGAGACAGAAAAUUCGAGACUCACGAGAGAGGUACAGACGUCCCAGGAGGUGGUUACGAGAGAGGUGUCCAAUAUCAAGUCUAUGUACGAGCAUGAGCUCUCUGAUGCUAGAAAAUUACUCGAUGAAACUGCCAAGGAGAGAGCUAAACUCGAAAUCGAUACCAAACGACUUUGGGAUGACAAUGAAGACCUUAAGACCAAAUUGGAGAAGAAAUCGAAAGAUUUUCAAAUCGCCGAGCGUAAUGCGUCAAUUUAUGAGACUCGAUGCAAUGAUCUCCAAUCCCAGUACAAUCAAUCCCAAGCUGAACGUAAAAAGCUCCAGGAGCGUGAGCGCGAAUUGGAGAAAGAAGUGGAGAGGUUGAAGGGGUUGUUGGAUGAUGCUAGAAAGCACCUGGAGGAGGAAACCCUCCAGCGUAUUGAUCUGGAGAACAAUAUCCAGAGUCUCAGAGAGGACAUCAGCUUCAAGGAUCAAGUCUUCCAGCAAGAGUUGACCGAAACUCGUUCGCGGCGUCAAGUUGAAAUAUCUGAAAUCGAUGGACGUCUUGCUGAGCAGUACGAGGCUAAGCUACAGCAGUCACUCCAGGAGCUUCGUGAUCAGUACGAAGGACAAAUGCGAAUGAAUCGAGAGGAAAUUGAGUUGCUCUAUGAGAACAAGAUCAAGAAUUUGACGUCUCAUGCUCAACGUAAUAGUGGAGCUGCAAGUUUAGCUGUUGAGGAGCUCAGACAAACUAGGACUCGCAUUGAUGGACUUAAUCAACGCAUCUCCGAGCUCGAGUCCGCUAAUAACGCUCUCAAUGCGCGUAUCAGGGAACUGGAGAAUCUCAGGGAGGGCGAGCGUGCCAGGCAUGCAGAGGGUCUUGCCUCGCUGGAGGCUGAGCUCAGCAGGAUGAGGGAGGAAAUGGCACAGCAGCUACAGGAGUACCAGGACCUGAUGGAUAUCAAGGUGGCUCUGGAUCUUGAAAUUGCUGCUUAUAGAAAACUGUUGGAAUCUGAGGAAGCCAGGCUCAAUAUCACUCCUGUUCAGUCACCAGCUACUUCAGUUUCCACUGGCAGGAGCACUCCUUCCAGACACACCCCUAUCAGGGGAGGGAAACGUAAGCGCACACUUCUUGAAGAGAGCGAGGAACGCAGCAGCAGUGAUUACAGUGUCGUUGCAUCUGCAAGAGGAGAUGUCGAAAUCAAUGAAGCUGAUCCACAAGGGAGAUUCGUCAAACUUAUCAAUAAGGGUGGCAAGGAAAUUGUUCUCAGUGGUUGGCAACUCAUUCGCAAAGCUGGAGCUCUGGAGACAGUCUUCAAAUUCCACAGAACUGCCAAGAUCGAACCAGGGGCAAAUGUUUUGGUUUGGUCAUCGGAUGUUGGAGCGACUCAUGAACCACCAUCGAAUAUCGUUAUGAAGGGACAGAAAUGGUUCAUUGCUGAUAAUAUGACGACUACUCUCUUGAAUACUGAUGGAGAGGAAAUGGCAACAUCCGAACGAAAGAGGCAGCAACUGACAACUUCAAUGUCUCGGCACAGAGAAAACUUGGGGUUUCGGGGAUCUGAGGAUCUUCACCAUCAACAGAGAAGAUUUCUCUUCUUCCAAUAAUCAGAGGGCCUGCGACUCUGAUGGACAGCCCAUGGGGACCCCCAGGGUGAGGAACGCUGUCGCCUUAUGUAAGCAGUAAGAUUUGUUAAGUCCAAGAUUUAUAAAAUUCAAAAAUGAAAAGAGUUUUAAUUAAGCUUAUUAAGAUUAUUGGGGGCAUUUUACGAUGCGAGAAUUUGUUCAGAGGGGCAGAAUAAUCUAUCGCCAUUAAUUAUUGAAGACAGAAAACUAUUUCCAUUAAUCUAAAGGAUGAGAAGAGAAUUAAAAAUGAAGAAUAAUAAAUAACUAAUCGUUAUGAAACAAGUUUUUUCACAAAGAGCAUUUCAAGUUUUUCACAAUAUUCAAUGUGAAUGACUGAAUAAAUUUUUGUUUUCAUUCUCCUUAAAAAUCGCUUCCAGAUAAUUUUUUUGUUGAAGAAAAGUAAUCAGGAUACAUUCUGAUUCACAUGACUUCGUAUAAUUUCCAUCUAUUAGCACUCUUCAAUAUUGCACAAUCAAAAUUAAUUUAGAGAAUAAAAUGUACAACGAUGGUGGAAAGACGGUCACAAUAAUAAAAUUGUAAUGUAUCUGCAUUUACCUGAUUCACGAUAAUAGUACCGACGAAAGACGAAAACUAAUACGGACGAAAAUAAUAUUUUCUUUUUGUAUGUGAAAUAAAUGCUUAUAACACUUCUAUAGAUGAUUAUUAAUAAU